GAACAUGGCGUUGCGUUUACUGUAUCCCCUAAUCUUAGUAAUGCUAAUGGCUUGUAAUAAUGAAUGCUUGCUACUGAAUGACCCCUCUGCUAUGGAGCAGAGACUUUCUCAAAUGGAGGCUUUGGUUCAGGGACUCACUCAGGAAGUUAAAGGUCUUACUCAGGAUGUUAGCUCUUUGAAGCAGGAAAACUCAUAUCUUAAGUCUAAGAUAUCGACAGGGCAGACGCCAGCAUUUUUCUCAGCAUAUAGGAAAAAUCAUCUGUCAUUUACCACAACAACCCAAACAGAUGUCGUGUACGACGGUGUCCGAAGUAACUUCCACACCUGCUACAAUACUUCAAGUGGUCAAUUCAUAGCCCCCUUUAAGGGCUUCUACGUUUUUAGCUGGGAAACUCUUACAACAGCAGGGAAAAUAUUUGAUAGUGAGUUAUUAGUCAAUGGAGUUCGUUAUAUGCUGAAUGCCUGUAACAAUAUAGCACAGAACACUGCAUAUUCCAGCUGUACUGGAGUGGCUCCUGUUCAGUUAGAGGUCGGGGAUAUUGUCCACAUCCGGGCCUUAAGUGCAACAUUCCUUCAUGGUGAUUGGUCGAGCUUCAGUGGAUGGCUAGUGACUAAAACUUAAAUAAG
Saccostrea echinata is the source of this 627-nucleotide messenger RNA. Its product is annotated as cerebellin-1-like. Gene Ontology annotation, molecular function: protein binding. Lineage: Eukaryota; Metazoa; Mollusca; Bivalvia; Ostreida; Ostreidae. Bases 5 to 622 code for a protein of 205 amino acids. The record is from RefSeq and is a predicted model, not a curated record. The transcript has 2 exons.